This is a messenger RNA of Pteronotus mesoamericanus, 772 nucleotides long. Its product is annotated as alpha-1-acid glycoprotein 1-like. The coding region runs from base 48 to 701 and encodes 217 amino acids. The record is from RefSeq and is a predicted model, not a curated record. The transcript has 6 exons. Lineage: Eukaryota; Metazoa; Chordata; Mammalia; Chiroptera; Mormoopidae. Gene Ontology annotation, biological process: regulation of immune system process.
ACUUCAGCCACCAGUACCACCUAAGUCUGGCGCAUCUUUGUCUCAGCAUGGCACUGCCUUGGGCCCUUGCAGUCUUGAGCCUUCUUCCACUGCUGGAUGCUGGGAGCCCGGUGUGUACCAAUCACACGGUGCCUAUCACCAAAGCUGCCCUGGACCGGAUCUCUGGCCGGUGGUUUUAUAUUGCUUCGGCUUACCGGUACCCAGCGUAUAAGGAGCUAGCUAGCAAGAUAAAGACCGCCUUCUUUUACAUGACACCCAACCACACGGAGGACACGGUACUGCUCAGAGAAUACAUAACCAUUGGGGACAACUGCACCUAUAAAUCCAGUAACCUGACAAUCAAUCGGGAAAAUGGGACCCUGGUUAAAUACGAGAAUGGUACAGGACACUUUGGCUACUUGAUGCUACCCAAGGAUAACAGGACCUACAUGUUAAUUGCUUUCCCAGACGACCCACAGAAAAUAGCAGUAUCUUUCUAUGCUGACAAGCCAGAGGUGACCUCGGAGCAAAUGGACCAGUUCUACGAGAACCUCUGGUGCAGAGGCAUGAACAAGUCAGAAGUUAUGUAUACCGAUGAUAAAAAGGAUCUCUGUAAGACGCUGGAGAAACAACAUGAGGAGGAGAGGAAGGCCAAAGGCGAGAAGACCGAGAAAGACACAGUAUUGGAUAAGGACGUCGGAGACGUCGGGGGUCUGUCCUGAGCCCCCCUUCCAACAUUUGUACCUCAGUUCUUUCCCUCUGUGGCAUCAAUAAAGCUUCUGCUUUGGAAUAA